Miniopterus natalensis is the source of this 1888-nucleotide messenger RNA. It is a transcript of the gene ACOT9, whose product is annotated as acyl-CoA thioesterase 9. The record is from RefSeq and is a predicted model, not a curated record. Lineage: Eukaryota; Metazoa; Chordata; Mammalia; Chiroptera; Miniopteridae. Gene Ontology annotation, cellular component: mitochondrion. Gene Ontology annotation, molecular function: fatty acyl-CoA hydrolase activity. Gene Ontology annotation, biological process: acyl-CoA metabolic process.
UCAGGGUGCGGUCGUGGGCAGCGCGCUUUGGUCUCGCUGUGGCGUGCGCUGUCGCAGUCUCCAUUGCUCCUACUUCCCUCUGCCCACGGGCGCGUGGGGCCCGGGUCUCUGGUCACCUGCGCAGCGGCAGAGCGCAAUGAGGCGUGUGGCGCUUCGGCUUUCUACCUUGAACAGGGGGCUGCUUACUCCUGGCAGAGGACUGACUCAAGGAUUACAGAAUCCUGAAAAACAGAGUGUCUUCCACAUUCAUGAAGCGUCUUCACCUAUACACGUGAACCAUGUUCGAGAUAAGUUGCGGGAGAUAGUAGGAGCAUCCACAAACUGGAGAGACCAUGUGAAAGCAAUGGAGGAAAGAAAAUUACUUCAUAGUAUUUUGGCGAAGUCACAGGAAGCACUGCCACCUAGGAAAAUGAAGGACAGUUAUGUCGAAGUUCUCUUGCCUUUGGGCAGUCAGCCUGAACUAAGAGAGAAAUAUUUGACUGUUCAAAACACCGUAAGAUUUGGCAGGAUUCUUGAGGACCUUGACAGCUUAGGAGUUCUUAUUUGCUACAUGCACACCAAAAUUCAUUCAGCUAAGAUGUCUCCUUUAUCAAUAGUUACAGCCCUGGUGGACAAAAUUGACAUGUGUAAGAAGAGCUUAAGCCCGGAACAGGACAUCAAGCUGAGCGGCCACGUGAGCUGGGUUGGGAAGACCUCCAUGGAGGUGAAGAUGCAGAUGUUCCAGCCUUCUGCCAAGUCUUGCAAAUUCACCACCUUCAGCAACUCACCAGGGUCCUUUCUCCCCCUUGCCCUUGGCCCGUGUUCCGUUCAAGCCCUCACUGCCUCUGGUUUACAUGGCAGUGAAUUUUCUCCUGUUUUGGAAGCAACUUUUGUAAUGGUGGCUCGUGAUUCUGAAAAUAAGGGGUCGGCAUUUGUGAAUCCACUCAUCCUCGAAGGCCCUGAGGAAGAAGCGCUCUUUAGACAAGGAGAAUUGAACAAGGGGAGAAGGGUUGCCUUUAGCUCCAUGUCGUUACUGAAAAUGGCUCCUAGUGCCGAGGAGAGGAUGACCAUACAUGAGAUGUUUCUUAACACGCUGGAUCAAAAGACUAUAAGUUUUCAAAGUCGAGUUUUGCCCCCUAAUGCAGUGUGGAUGGAGCACUCGAAACUGAAGAGCUUGGAAAUUUGCCACCCACAGGAGAGAAACAUUUUCAAUCGGAUCUUUGGUGGUUUCCUUAUGAGGAAAGCAUAUGAACUUGGAUGGGCUACAGCUUGUAACUUUGGUGGUUCCCGACCGUUUGUAGUAGCAGUGGAUGACAUCAUGUUUCAGAAACCUGUUGAGGUGGGAUCGUUGCUGUUUCUGUCCGCUCAGGUUUGCUUUACUCAAGGCAAGUACAUGCAAGUCAGAGUCCACAGCGAAGUGGCCUCUCUGCACAAUAGAGAGCACACGACCACCAAUGUCUUUCAUUUCACCUUCAUGUCCGAGAACGAGGUGCCCUUGGUUUUCCCCCGAACGUAUGGAGGUAAGCAGCCUGAUUGCUCGUCCCUGAAAAGGGAGGAACUUGUAAAACACAUUUUCCUCCUUUCAGACUGUUGCAGGAAGCGCACUGAUGCCUCAGCUCAGAGCACAUCUCUGGGAGAUGGCGCUUUUCAGGCUCUGCAGCCCCGAAGAGGCUCUGGCUGCUCUGCCCACCUGGCUGUUGGCUGAAGGGCACGUGCCAGCUGCAAGCAGCCCCUGGAGGUCAAGGACUGGUCCAGCCGAAGGAAAGGGGCGGGAGUCGAGGCCCGCGCCUCAGCCUUGCACUAUGCUGGCCCGGCAGCGCUGGCCGCGCAGCAGCUUUGCGUUUUCAUUGCUGCCCCUGAGUUCCUGAGUCGGCUUGUGUUUGUCCCGUGCUGUCCCGGGGGCUGCAGG